Molecule: messenger RNA, 1445 nt
Organism: Felis catus (domestic cat)
Lineage: Eukaryota; Metazoa; Chordata; Mammalia; Carnivora; Felidae
Gene: TCL1B
Product: TCL1 family AKT coactivator B
Exons: 4
Coding region: 368-760 (130 amino acids)
Biological process (GO): positive regulation of peptidyl-serine phosphorylation
Molecular function (GO): protein serine/threonine kinase activator activity
Source: RefSeq, a predicted model, not a curated record
AGCGAAGUGAAGUGUUGAUCUUACGGAGCCAUCCAGGCCCUGGACGCAGGGCCCUGGGGUGUCUCUGUAUCCAGAGAGUGGCCUCUUGCCCCUUGCGGCUCGUGACCUUGAGCCAACGGGUCCAGACUGACCCAGCACCACCCGCCCCUACCCUUCGGCCCUGCCUCUGCCAGCCCCCAGCGGUGGGAGGCCUCUCCCAGCUCUCGGUGGGUCCGCCCCUUGCCGGCCCCCUGCGGCUCAGGCCCUGCCCCUCCCCGCAGCCCCUCCCGCUGGCCACGCCCUGUGCGGGCCCCGCCCCACUUAAGGUUGCUCUGCACCUGGGAGGCCUCACUUGUGUCUCCAGGCCCGGAGGGGAUGCGCUCUCGCCAUGGCCUCUGGGGCUUCUCCGAUCCUUGGGGUGCCCCCGCACCGUCUGUGGGCCCGGAGGCCUGGCAUCUACGAAGACGAGAAGGGGAGGACCUGGGUGACGGUGGUCGUGCGGCUCAGUCCCUCCCAGAGAGCUCGGAGCAGGGCCUCCCCAGGCGGCACACAUGAGCCUGAGCCCAGCGUCACAGUCCACAUGUGGCAGAUGCCAGUGCACCCCCAGGAGCCCGUGUCCCCCAGCCAGCUGACCCUGUCCCGGCUGCCCCUCGUGUGGCAGCUGUACUCUGGAAGGAGGUACAGAGCAAUGGAUUCCAGGCUCUGGGAAAUAGUGAGCCAUGGCCAGAUCGACUCCACAGAGGAGCUGGUCCUGACAGAGCUGCCACCAGGGAACGGCUGACCGCAGAGAGCGGCUCACAGGCUGGUCUUGCCGGCCCUAUGGAUCUUCAGUGAGGAUCUUUUCAUACCUGCCCUUCUGUUAGCACAUCUAGCCUGGCCUCCCUGGGGGGGAAGGAGGCAGCUGGGCCCCUGCCUACUCUGCUUUUCUUGUUGUCAUCGGCUGUCCUGCUCUGCUCCACACUCAGUGACUUGCCGGACGGACCCCCAUCUGUGUGCUGGGCUCAGCUCCCCCACUGGCUGCGAUCCCUGGUUUCUCUUUCCCCUUUGUGCCCUCAUGCCGGCCUUCCAAGUGCCCCUUCCCAGAUCCCCAUCAGGCCCCCUCCAGGCACUGGCCCGGUCAGACCCCCGGCCUCCAGUGCAGCCCAUGAUUGUUACUUGCUGUCAACCCACUCCAUGUCAGGCAGGGAGUGACUCAGUUUAAGAGCAGGCCUCAGAGGGAGCCAGGUCUGGACUUGGGACUCAGAUGGGCAUCAGUUCUGCUGGGCUGCUGGCCUGGAGUAGAUGGAGUGCUGGGCAGGCUGUCCACUCCUGGUCCCAGGCAGCGUGCACCAGGGGCUGUGCGCAGGGAUGGAUGGAUUUGGCGCAUGGCUCUCCUGCUUCUUCAGUCCUUUGGCUCCUGUGUGUGAUGCUGGUCCGUGAAGUUUCCUCCCCGUAUUGGUUAAUUAAAAUUCAUCACUUGUUGUCAA